Molecule: messenger RNA, 1558 nt
Organism: Phlebotomus argentipes
Lineage: Eukaryota; Metazoa; Arthropoda; Insecta; Diptera; Psychodidae
Product: nuclear receptor corepressor 2-like
Exons: 3
Coding region: 19-1353 (444 amino acids)
Cellular component (GO): plasma membrane
Source: RefSeq, a predicted model, not a curated record
AUAGUCUAGGUUCUGACAAUGACGAAUUUAUUUUCCAGGAUCACAUCAAUUAGGAAUACGACAUUCUCAGAUUUUCCUGACUUGAGUCGAAUCAAUUUGUCGGGAAACCGUUUCACGACACCUUUCAGAGUGGAUUUCUUCUCAGAUCUGCUCUAUCUUCAGGAGAUCGGAUUGGGAGACAAUCCCUGGCGCUGUGACUGUAGGAAUUAUGAAUUUCAAAAGUUUUUCAAUUUCCUGGUGGAACCGCCAUCGAAAAUUUGGGACAAAAAUCACCUGCGCUGCAACAGUCCUGACGAUCUCUAUGGGAUUCCUUGGGAUGUGGCUUGUUUUCACAUUUGGUUCCCCAAUGGAUCGGGCAUCGGGACCGCUGAGAAGAUCUGGACAAUCGUAAUGGUGACGAUUAUUCUCUUCGCAGCCAGCGUGUGCAUUGUGAUGAGUGUGAAGAGAUGCAUCGAGGGGAGAAAGUUGACGGCGAGAGAGAGAGAAAGGGAUGAAUUCCUGGAACAUCACAGGGAUAUUAUCCGACAGAACAGGAUGGCGAUGGAGCAAGAGGCUCAGUUGAAUGCUCCUGAUCCUAGAGAGACUCGGCCGCCAUGCUAUGAAGAUGCCAUCUUGAUGCCACGACUUGACGGGUCUUUUGCCUCUCUGAAUGAGCUCAACAUGCGGAGGGAGAAGCGCCGGAAGCUGGCUGGCAAGGAGGAAAACGGAGAUGAGGCUGACGGCGUGAUAACCAGAAGGAAUCGCUGUCGCAGCGAAGAAGUCUUGUCUAUGCGCGAGAGUCGAGUGGAAGAUGGCCAGUCGCGGAGAUCUCGCAGACAGAGGAGCACCAUGAAUCCGCCAGAGAGCAUUGAAGUGGCCAGGAACACAUUAAUGCCACCGCCAACUUCUCCUCCGCCACCAACACCGCCAAGAGUGUCCGUCAUCCGAGCGCAGGACAGUGAGUUGCACUAUCACUCCGCCGAAGUGGUUAAUCUGCACUUGACCACUGUGGAAAUUGCGCCCAGGACUCCUGACGACGAGCCGGGCAAUUCAGGCAUGGCUGAGAUAGAGAGGAUCACGAUGAGAACCCACAAGGAUGACGACACGAGUCCUUACGCGAAGAGGAAGCAGAAGUACAUGUCCACGUUCAAGGGCGACGAGGAGCCCGUGGCGAGCUCCUCCCAGUCUUCUGGCGACAAGAUUCACGUGGUCGAUGACUACUUCGCUCCGGCCGAGAAGGCGCGCAGCAGCGACGAGGAGAGCUUCUCGUCCUUCUCGCCCCUGGAAAUUGAGGAGACGCACCGGCAAGUGCAGCCCGAUGACAAGAGGGCAGAGGGUCAGAAGGCCAGGAGACCCACAGAGAGUGAUUUGUGAUCAGGCGAAGCCCUCCAAUUUCAUCCAUCAUACUAUUUGUUGUGUUUUUCAGUUGGCAGUUACAUUUCUUUGUGCUUUCUUUCCCCCUAGAAAUUGAGUGUUUUUUAAAUAAAAUUUGUUCUAGUCUCUUAAAUCUAAAUCCAUUUUAUAUAAUUUAUUAAACACUUGUAAGCACUUGAGAUAGAAAUAAAUACGCGUUGCAAGA